Botrytis porri is the source of this 309-nucleotide messenger RNA. RefSeq lists its product as uncharacterized. Lineage: Eukaryota; Fungi; Ascomycota; Leotiomycetes; Helotiales; Sclerotiniaceae. The record is from RefSeq and is a predicted model, not a curated record. The transcript has a single exon. Bases 1 to 309 code for a protein of 102 amino acids.
AUGGAUACAUACAAGCAAAGCUUUUCGAAGAGUGGUUUAUGCUUGAACACAUCUGUUGAGACUCAACCAGGUCUUGAGGUGCGAGAUGUUCCUUCACAACAAACAUGGCAAUGGUCAUCACAGAAAAAUCACUCUGGAAUACAGUGUGAAAAGAGUGCAAUUUUAGAGCGCAGGCAAAUUGCGGGGUUAUCAAUUGGAACAUUUUGGGCUUUGGUCGUCUUGCUAUGUCUCAUUGUCGCAGGCGGAAUAGGUGGAGGUGUAGGAGUUGGAAUUCGCGGCACAAAAGAACAAUUGCAAGAGGUAACUUGA